Acaulospora colombiana is the source of this 2049-nucleotide messenger RNA. Lineage: Eukaryota; Fungi; Glomeromycota; Glomeromycetes; Diversisporales; Acaulosporaceae. The record is from the annotation of a GenBank genome assembly.
GUCGUCCGUGUGAAACACUUCUGGGCGGCGUGCGAGUCACCGUCCAAAAUCCGGUCGCUUGUUCCCUGGCAGCAGGUCAGCAUCCGCGGAGGACGAAAAUAGUCGACACAAUUCAUCAACAGGCAAGUGCGGCAUGGUGUCAGGGUAAAACUGAUUGGCGGGCCGACCCUUCGCCAACCUUGAACUCAACCCCCGUCAUCUUCAGCGGGCCUCUGCUAACGCUCCUUGCCAUCUACGUUCUUUAUCUAUCCAUAAUCAAUAAAUCAAGCUCCCUAACUUUUCUCGCUAAUUUCUCUCUUUACAAUGUCUUCGUCGACGGCUCCUCGCUUGCCGUCCCUUCUUGCCCUGUCGCUCGUCCUCCUCCAACCAGCCCUCGGAGUACAAACUGCAGAACCUUGGGACCCCAAGAGACAUGUUACAAAAAGGGACUAUGUCGUCCCAAGGACCUCAGAGCGCAUUCCUCGCCGCCCGGACAACCUACCCACACCGUUUCGGACGACAAGAUCUUGGGAUUCGAGAUUGUUGGUAACUCGGGUGUUUCUGCUCAGCAAUUAUUCUUAGGAUCGGAUACGAAGGUUUAUAUUAUAGAUAAAGUGGAGGCUAAUCCUAUAACUGUUAACGGCCACCCAGCAUGGGCUUCCGAGUACGAUCUUGAAACGAACGAGGCGAAACCUUUAGAAGCAAAGACCAACACCUUCUGUGCCGGAGGCAACGGAGAUUGGCUCAACAUUGGCGGCAAUCAAGCUGUGGAUCCUCAAGGUGUUACCGCUGCUAAUCAAAACGGUACCAACACCUACCAAAAUGGUGACGGUGCCUUUGCAGCUCGUGUCAUCACACCAGGAGAGGGUGCAGAAUGGUAUGACGACCCAGCCCAGGACUUGUACGUUGAAUCAGCCUCUCGACCAAUUCCACGGCUUAUCUCUCUUUUAGGACCACCCGAAGAUGUUAUGGGUGGUAACCAAUACGGAGGUUUCGUCAACGAUGCUGCCAACAGCAACCCGACGUACGAGUACUGGCCCAAGGAGACAGGAGAGAACCCAAUCGAGAGCAACAUUCUCAAGAACUCCCUCCCCGCCAACUUGUACCCCAUCAUGCACCUUUUGCCAACUGGACAAAUCCUGCUAAACAUCAACCUUGCCGCUGCCGUGCUCGACUACAAGUCCAACACCGAGUUCCCCCUCCCCGAGGUUCCUCAUGCCGUUCGAACAUACCCCGCCAGUGCCGCCAACGCCAUGCUUCCAAUGACAGUCGCCAACAACUGGACCGCCACUGUCAUGUACUGUGGAGGUAGCGACUUGCAGCCUGGUCAAUGGACAUCUGGAAUCGUGCUCAUCGAUGUCCCGGCCUCUGACUCUUGCAUCAGUAUCACCCCAGAGACUUCGAACGAAUUUGUGGAUGAAGAUCCUCUUCCCGAGGGACGUACUAUGGGUAACGCUAUCAUCUUACCUGAUGGCACACUCUUCGUCGUAAACGGUGCCAACACUGGUGUCGCAGGUUACGGAAAUGAAACCUGGACACAACAAGAUUCGUAUGCCAACAACCCGAUUCUCAGCCCUCUGAUCUACGACCCCAACAAGCCCUCUGGCAAGAGAUGGUCUCGUGAAGGACUCAAGGACUCCACCAUCCCCCGCAUGUAUCACUCGACAGCGACCUUGUUGCCCGACGGUUCCGUCUUUGUCACUGGUAGCAACCCCCACCCUGACUAUAACAUUGAUGCCGUCUACCCAACCGAGUACCGUGUAGAGCGAUUCUAUCCUUGGUACUAUAACAAACGCCGCCCUGAACCAGCUGGAAUCCCUCUUUCUCUCACCUAUGGUGGACAAUACUUCAACUUGGAGCUCACCAAGGCUGAUUUGUUCGACAACAUUGGAAACGCUAAUACCAUCAAGGUCGUCCUCAUCAAGACCGGAUUCUCCACUCACGCUAUCAACUUUGGCCAGCGCAGUGCUGAAUUGGACCACACUUUCACCACCAAGGACGACGGAGGUGUCACUUUGCACGUCAGCCAAGCCCCACCAAACCCCGCCAUCAUGCAACCCGGUCCCGCAU